Aspergillus clavatus NRRL 1 is the source of this 879-nucleotide messenger RNA. RefSeq names its product carbon-nitrogen hydrolase family protein. Gene Ontology annotation, cellular component: mitochondrion. NCBI's taxonomy places the organism in Eukaryota, Fungi, Ascomycota, Eurotiomycetes, Eurotiales, Aspergillaceae. Gene Ontology annotation, biological process: oxaloacetate metabolic process; L-glutamine metabolic process. The record is from RefSeq and is a predicted model, not a curated record. The transcript has 2 exons. Gene Ontology annotation, molecular function: omega-amidase activity. Bases 1 to 879 code for a protein of 292 amino acids.
AUGGCUGCCCUACUGAAACAACCCUUGAAGCUGGCCUUGGUGCAACUAGCAUCAGGUGCGGACAAGGCCGCUAAUCUCGCUCAUGCCCGAACCAAGGUCCUAGAGGCUGCAAAAGCAGGGGCAAAGCUCAUCGUUCUUCCCGAAUGCUUCAACUCGCCAUACGGCACGCAGUACUUCCCGAAAUACGCCGAGACACUCCUCCCUUCACCUCCCACCGAAGAACAAUCCCCCUCAUACCAUGCGCUGUCGGCCAUCGCUGCCGAAGCCAAGGCUUACCUGGUCGGAGGAAGUAUACCUGAACUGGACACGUCGACAAAGAAAUACUACAACACCUCCAUGGUCUUCUCGCCAACCGGGUCUCUCAUCGGCACACACCGCAAGACACAUCUCUUCGACAUCGACAUCCCUGGCAAGAUUACGUUCAAGGAGAGCGAGGUUCUGUCGCCGGGAAACCAGCUGACUGUUGUUGAUCUUCCCGAGUACGGCAAGAUCGGUCUCGCCAUCUGCUACGAUAUCCGCUUCCCGGAGUCGGCCAUGAUCGCGGCGCGCAAGGGGGCCUUUGCACUCAUCUACCCCGGUGCCUUCAAUAUGACUACCGGGCCCCUCCACUGGGCGCUUCUGGGUCGCGCUCGCUCGGUUGACAACCAGAUCUAUGUGGCCUUGUGUAGCCCAGCUCGGGACACGAACGCAUCUUACCAUGCAUGGGGCCACAGUCUGAUUGUCAACCCCAACGCGGAGAUUUUGACCGAGGCCGAAGACACAGAAACGAUCGUCUACGCGGACCUGGAUAAUGAUUCUAUCCAAAACACCCGGAAGAGCAUUCCAGUCUACGCCCAACGACGUUUUGACCUCUACUCGGAUGUGAGCGCAGAGAAAUGA